UUAAUGAGUCUUGAGUUUUAUUGGAAGUUGUGGUGAUGAGGGGAAUACAUUGCAGUCCUCUUAUUUUUAUAUUGAACCUCCUAUGUGUAAAGUUUAGGGAAAGUAUCAGCCAGUAUUUGUUGUAAAUACUUGCAACAGAGAAAAUAUAGAUGGGCUGAGUAUAUGAAACUUGGCUUUAUUUUUUGUUUAUUUAUAGUAUAUUAAUAGCUUGAGCUAGUGGGAGUAGAUAUCCAAAUUGCUUUCAGAUCAAAUGAAAAUGGUAUGGCUGCAUCUUAUCAUCCCCAGUGGUAGCAUUGGAAGGUAUAGACUUCAUGUUUCUAGCAGUUGGGAAGUGAUCUCUAAAGGUGUACCAGGUAGGCUAGGCUGGUUUUUCAGUUUUGCUGCUUACAGCCAUUAUUAGUAGUUGUAUAUGGAUUAGAGUUUGGGGCAUAGCUUGUGUUCAUUAAACAGUUCAUACUUUGCUUAUGAUUCCUCAUUUUGCCCUUUGGGACUUUUAAUAGUUCUCAUAGUUGAACUGAGUUUUAAGGUAAAUUUCUCUUAAGGUUGAGCAAUGAACCGUGUGUGUUUGUCCUCCCUCCUUUCGGUACACAUUUAGUCAUAUCCUCUCUGAACCAAACUUUGAGGAGAUUUCAUUGCGUUUGAAGAUUUUUGCAGCCAACAGGUGGUUCUUUCUUAAAAAGUUUGCAUGAUCCAGCUACUAACUUGAGAAAUUUAAACACAACAAAAACACCGAUUGUUUUGGGCCAAGCAGCCCAUCAGAUGUGGCUUCAUCGUGCUGUGGUGGUCUGCAUGGUGUGGCCUUGUCCUCAUGGGGAAAGCUGGUGCUGUGCAUGAGUGAGCACCCAGGUUGCAAUACUUGUGGUGUGAGGAAAGUCGAUGCAGAUGCAAUUUUCAUCUUUCUGCUUUUUUCCUUCUCAGCUCCUCUAUAAACAGUGCAGAAAAUUAAAUAGAAUAGUGUGUAGAAAGUAUUCCAGAAUUCUACCGUAUUCUUUUGUUUUAGUUCUGCCAUAUUAGUUCUGUCAGUGAUUAAAGGUAACAGGUAAAUUGCUAAGACCCUUAUCAGGAUUUGCAAUCAAAUGAUCAGUAUUUGCAAGGAAUUUUAGAAAGUGGGUUUUUUCUUAAAACCUGCAGAGCUCUCUGGACCCUGCCAGAUGAGCCCUAGUUCAGUGUGUGUGUGUGUGUGUGUGUGUGUGUGUGUGUGUGUGUGUGUGUGUGUGUGUGUGUGUGUUAAGGAGUCUCCUUGCAGAGGACAUGUGAUACCUGACAGGAGGGGAGUGUAAUGAGGACUGAGUAAAACUCCUUGCUGCUUCUGUACAUUCUAACAGUUAACCCCUCCAAGAUCAGUAGAUACUUUUUGAAUAGUUUUAGACAGGGGUGGGCUUCUACUUCACUCCUAUAAUGCCAGCAUUCGGGAGAUGAAGUGUAGGAUCAGGAAGGAGUUCAAGGCCAGAAGGCCAGUCUGGGAUGCAUGAGACCCUUCUUACCCCAUCCCCACGCUCCAAAAAAAAAGUCAUGAAAAUGUUUUAAUUUUUUUUUAGUUUUAUUAUUUUACAUUUAUUAUAUGUUAUAUGUAUAACAGUAUUAUACAUGUCCUUCCAAAGAAGUUAUGGUUAGGAAUAAUGACAUUCAUUUCCUGAUGCUGUAUGAGACAUGACAUGCUUACAGAUACAAACCUUUCUUUUAAAAACUUACCAGUUUUUAAAUGAGCUUUUCAGCUCAGUGUAUAAACAUGUAGUUAUAUUCAUGUUUUAGGCAGGUCUUACUACAGCAGUCCAAGGGUGGGGUAGGCGAUGUCUCUGCAUAUAUCAGUCAGGGAAACCAACUUUGAAGAGGUAAGAGUGAAAACUUGGUGCAGUUUGAAAAUGAUUCAUUUUCUUGGCAUAAUAUAAUCCCUGUGUACACGGUAGCAUAAUUACAUAAAAACUCAACUCAAGAUGUAUAUCACUUCUUCUCUGAACAUGGAUUUUAGAGAUAGGCUGCUUGUAUUUUAGCUUAAGAGCAUAAGGCCUGUUUCACACAUACAGAUAACAUGAAGGUCAUUUGGUCUAUUAGACUGCUGUGGUCUUGAUUGGGGAAGCUUGGGGGAGCCUCUGGCUAUACAGGUAAUGGAAGGAUCAUUUAGAUGACUAGCCACCUCUGUUCUGGUGUGAAAACUUGAUAAAACCUAGUCUAACAGGUAAUGCAGAUCACCAGGCUGUGAAUCACCUCCAGUUCCCCACUUUCUGGAUGGAAAAACAAGUUAUAUGUCCUACUCUUUGAAAGGACAGUCCUGUAUUUUUUUUUUUUUUUUUUUUUUUUUUUUUUUUUUUUUUUUUUUUUUUUGGAGCUGGGGACCGAACCCAGGGCCUUGCGCUUCCUAGGUAAGCGCUCUACCACUGAGCUAAAUCCCCAGCCCCAGUCCUGUAUUUUUAACAUUCCUGGUUUCUCUGGUGUUCUUUGGAUAUAAGGAUUCUGCUUCCAACACUGGGAGGCCUGAAACUCUGAGUGAGUAGACAACCUCUGUCUCUACAAUACUGGGGUUUCAGGCAUUUUCCCCAUGUCAUAUAUGCCCUGAUGUUUUGUCUGUGACUGGUAGAUUUGGCCUUAGUAAAUUUUAUCUUUACUGUUUUCUUUGAGUCAGUUAUUGGGGAUUUUUACUGAUCCUCACCUGUCUUGCAAGUCUCUGUUUGUCAAAUGGAUUUCAGUCUUAUAAUGCUGGCUGAUAUGAGAGCUCAGUAGGUUCUUGCUGCUAAGCAGAUGACCUGAAAUUUGAUUGUCAUGGCAGUGGACUUAGAGGAGAGAAUUGACUCCUCCUGAAGGUUGUUCUAUCCUCCACAUCUGGUUACCCAUAGAUAGAAGACAUAUGUGUCUCUCUCUGCUUCAUCCCCCCCACACCCUAACGUAUAUACAAAGAUACUCUGUCUUUUACAGGAAACUCUCAAGAUUAUACAUAGGUAUGGAAGAGCUAAAUUCUGAAACUGUUGUUUUAGAUUUUUUAUGUAUGAGUACACUGUAGCUGUCCUCAGACACACCAGAAGAGGGCAUCAUAUCCCAUUACAGAUGAUUGUGAGCCACCUUGUGGUUGCUGGGGAUUGAACUCAGAACCUCUGGAAGAGCAGCCAGCUCCUGACCCCUGAGCCAUCUCUCCAGCCCCCAAGUCUUUUUUAAAGUCAGAAGUGUUAUUUGGGUUUUUGUUGUUAAUUGUUGUUUAGGGAGAAUUUCAUAUAACCUGUAGAUAUUUCCUAAUAAAAAGAUAGAUAACAAUUAGUAUGUGUAUUUGUUGUUUUUGCUGGCUUGUUUUGAGUCUCUGUAUAACCCUGGCUUACCUGAAACUUGCCCCGUUGCAUUCUGGCAUUAAAAGAAUAUGCAACCAUGCGUAGCAUAUUUUUAGUUUAGUUUAGCACUAAAUUCUAAGCCUUUGAUUCUGUGGCAUUUUCAACACUUAGUUUACGUUUGAUUUACUGCUGUAUUCUUAGUAUUUAGUGUAGAGUUUUACAUAUUUUUGAAAUUGAGAAUGAAUUACUUUUCAGUUAACCUUAGCCUCUUUGGAAAUGAAGAAUUAAAAUAUUUUUUCAGUAUACUUUUUUUUCUCUCUUUUGACACUUUCAUGCCACUUUCAAGUUGAGAAAAACUUUAGCAGGUUUUUUUUUUUUUAAAGAGAUUUAUUUAUUUACUUUAUAUGAGUACACUGUUGCUCUCUUAACACACACCAGAAAUGGGCAUCGAAUCCCACUACAGAUGGCUGUGACCCACCAUGUGGUUGCUGGGAAUUGAACUCAGGACCUCUGGAAGAAAAGUCGCUGCUCUUAACCCAGCAGGUUUCUUUACAUAUGAUGCAUAUUGUUCUAGGCAGAAAGGCUGAAGAAAAAAAUUUAUGGAGGCACAUGAGGAAGCCUAUUCCUUACUUGUCAAAAAAAGAAGGUCUUUUGUGUGGCACCUUUCUAUUUUUGUAAAAGGAAGCACAAGUUUGGUAGGGUGUUUCAUGUGGUUAUAGCGUAUACUUCCUGUUAGCUAUUAUUUCCCUGGAAUUCAGGUAGAGCUGAGUGACAAUAUCUGUAGGACCUGGGACAGUUGAGGACCCUUGCUUUGCCACACUGAAGCCUGUUCUCUCUCCUUCCUGUCUGGCUUCAUCUCUUUCAUUCAUUUGCUAGAGCUCAUCAACUGUUUGCCAGCAGCUGGGAAUGUCAGUUUAUGGUAAGAAAAUGUCUUGGUGUGAAACUUGAAGUAAUUUAUAAACCCAGAAAUCCUAACAGUUGCAAAGCCCUUGUACAUAAAUAAAAUAUGCUCAGUAUAUAAAAAAAGCAUUUGUAAUCUUAGGAGAGGAGUUGCUACUAUCUCACAACCUGAGAAGCACCCACUUGAUAAUCCUCUGAGUCUCCCUGGCCUUUGCUGAACCUUUCCGCUGCCUGGGGUUUUGGCUUCCUCCAUAGUGACUUCUUGCAGCCUCAGUUGGCCUUAACCUUCCGGCCUCUACCUCUCAAGUACCAGAGACUUUUGUGCUACUCUGCUCAGCUUGACUUCCCCUCUCCCCAAAGCAUAUUAGUGGAAUUUACAACUAUCAUUUAUCAAAAUUUGUUUGCCCUGGUACUGUUCUUUUUAAUUCUCAAUUAACCCACAAGUUAUCCUACUUGGAUGAUACUGCCAUCACCUUGGUUGAAAGAGGGCAUCUAAAUAUGUCUGUGAAUGUUGGUUAUCCUGCAUUGACUGGUGGGUGGACAGAUGUGAGGUGGGGUUAGCCAGAGCCUGGCAUGUAAGUACUCCAAAUCAAGUUUCAUAUUUGUGUAUAUCCUUACAAAGGAUACUAAUAUUUUCCCCCUGCCAUGUUGGAGCUAGAAACCUAGGCUUCACAUAAUCCACACUCCAUCAUGGAGCUACCUUGCUUACGGAGGUUCUUCACACUCUCACCAUAACUUUUAUUCUCUGACCGACAGAGCAUUAGGUGAUUCAAGAAACAUGGUAAAGAUAAACUUCUGAAUGCGAAAAUGUGAAAGAAAAUGGGACUUUCCUGUUUUUCCCUGUGACAUGUCUCAUCUGUAGGCAAAUUCCAAAUGUUACUUUUUGAGCUCUUUAGCAGUGGUAUCAUUUGUAUAAGUUUGCACGCAAAUUAACUCUGCCUGCUGCUUUGCAAAUAGCGGACAUAAGUAUGAGCUAUGUGCUAUGGAGAUGAAGCAAAAGGGGCUGAGUCUCCAUAGAAGACCAAGAAGAGUUCUGGGUCUGAAUGGGCCAGGAAGUGUUGCCAAGAUGUUCCUAAGCAAAGCAUUGGAGGGCCUGUGAGAUGGCAUAGUGGCAGGCAGUUGCAUGGGUGUUUGAGGAGAUGGCAGAUGUUAUGAUGUCAUUGGCAGAUAAUUCAUUGGGGAACCAGUGAAAUCUCUGAUGCCUUUUGGGUUUAGAUUGGGAAAGAAGAUAAACUGAAAAAGACUCUAGGGAGUCCUGUGUUCCUCCAUGGGCAGAGGAUCUGGAAACAUUUGGUGGACAGGGUUUGUUUCUGUUGGGUCAUUUCCUUUCUAUUUGGUUGGAAUGCAAGGAAAAGUCAGAACUUUACUUAAAAAAAGAACAUUAUGAUUGUUGGUAGUUUUUAUGUCCUGCAUUUUAAUGCUUUGAGCUUACAUGACUCAGAUUACUAACUUCAGUCUUUUCAUUCUGUCUGUUCACUUCCCAACCUUUGAAUGUUAAUCAGUGAGAGUCAUGAUGUUCUUGAGUUGAACAUGUACUAAGAUAUGGUCCAAAAAUUCAGUAAAAUAUGGUUUUUAUUUGGUUUUGGAUAUAGAUUUGUGUAACUAUUAAUAUAUCCAAAUAAGAAAACAGAAUAUAACUCCUGAACCCACAGCUAAUAUUAGUAAGGAGUACCAUGGGUCAUGGUAAUUAGUAUUACUGACUUUCAUUGUGAUGAUAAUUUAUUAGGAUGGUUUCCUGGAGACAGGAACGGAACAGUUGGUCAAUCUGGAAUAUAGUGUUGCCUUGGUAACUAAUGAGAAUUCAGAGAAACCAACCAUGGAGCAUAAAAAUCACAAGGCUCUGAACAGGUUAAAUACCAACCCCAGGGGCUGGGGAUUUGGCUCAGUAGCAGAGCGCUUGCCUAGGAAGCGCAAGGCCCUGGGUUCGGUCCCCAGCUCCGAAAAAAAGAACCAAAAAUAAAUAAAUAAAUAAAAAUACCAACCCCAGGCACAGCAAACUAGAAACAUCUGGCAGUGCAUCUGGAACCUUGCAUGACAUAAGAGAUUACCUUGUGGGGUUGGGGAUUUAGCUCAGUGGUAAGCGCAAGGCCCUGAGUUUGGUUCCCCAGCUCCGAAAAAAAAAAAAAAAAAAAAGAGAUUACCUUGUGACCAGACACAGGAAUCCAUGCACUCUUAUCAGACUUAACCUGAAUAAAAUAGAACCUCCAAUCAUAGGACCAAAGGGCAUUCCACAUUGCUUGUUCUUGGACCUAGGACUGGGGCUCAGUAAUACAGCCCUGGGUUUGAGGCCCCACAUUCAGAUCUCAUUGUUGAAAAAAGAAUAAAAAAGUUAGUUCUUGGAAGUUAUUGAAGGCUGCUAAAAUGAUAGGAAGGAAUCAGAUCAAAGAUACAUAAACAUUGCUGAAGGAAAUCUGUCCUUCCACUAACAUCAUUUGUUGUUGUUUUGAGACAGGGUCUUACUACAUAGCCCUGGCUGUCCCAGAACGCACUGUAUAUAUGUGGGCCCAGGCUGUCCUUGACUCCGAGACUGCUUGCUUCUGCCUCUGUGGUAGCUCUUUUUAAUAAGGAACUAUUUUGUUGUUGAUCUAUUUCUGUGCUGGUCACCCAUGGCAGGUACGGGCAAGCCUCUUCUUUCCUUCCAGAGCUAGCUGGAGAGUCAUUUAAAUAAAAGAUCACCAUGUGAUUUACACAUCUGGAAAGAGCUCUGUGAAACUCCAAUGGACUAGUAUGUUUGGGUUCAUCCUAUGCUUAUUUAUUCCCUGUCACAAAUAAAUAUGACACUUUUUUUUUUUUUUUUUUUGCUAAUUGAGGAGACAUUGCGCAUGAGAGUGAGUAAGGAUAACCCCAGCACUUGGAAGGCUGGAAGCAGGAAGACACUUAGUUACAGGCCAAUACAGGCUGCACAGUAAUACCGUUUCAAAAGUAAAUGAAUCGGUCAGGUACAGUGCCACACACUCUUAAUUCUAACUUAGGAAGCAGAGGUAAGGUAAUAAUUUCUAGGCCAGCCUGAUCUAUACAGUACUGUAGAUCAGGCAGGGCUAUGUAGUAGUAGGCCUUGUCUAACGGGGUAGAGUGGGGGUGGGCGGUGCAGUAAAUACACAGAUUUGAAGAGGAAGAAUUAGGGAAAUAGUUCACUCAGUGUUUGCCUUGUAUGCCUGAAGGCCUAGAUUUGAUCUCCAGAAGCCAUGCCCACAUGGUUGUACUAGCACCCAGCUCCUGGCAGAACCAAGAAAGCAGAAAGGAGUAAAAGCACAAAUUUGACUUACAGCUGGACAUGAGUGUCUUAUCAUGGGGGUACAUAUCCAAAGCUUUGUGCACGGUAUCUUUUUAAGAGAGAGGGCUUCACUAUGUAGCCCAAGCUGCCUCACACUCCCACUGACCCACUUGCAUCUAUCUGCCCCUUCAGUACUAGAAUUAAAAGUGUAUAAAAUGAGCCCUUCAUUAUGCUCCCAACACAGAAACCAAGCAGUAGAACUGAUGGGUUUUUGGAAAGCAUGCUGAACUCAGGUUUUGAAUUUUAUAAGGAAACAGUUCGGUGGACAAGAUUGUUGUAAAAAAGCCCCAUAACUUGGAGUUUGACCCCUGGAACCCCUGGCUGAAGGGAAUCAACUCCUGAAGUUACUCUUUGACUGCACAUCCUUUAAAUAAAUAAAUAGAGAAAUUGGGAAAGCUCUCCCCAGGAUGGGAGUGGGACAGAGAGCCAAUAAGAGAGGCGAAUAUUUAUUUUUAGGCCACAAGUGAGAGUGGAUCCCAUCCAUUGAGAGAAUGGGAUGAGUUGCUGUGACAGCAAAACCUACCUUCCUUCCAAGGGAUGAAUGCCUCAGUCUUCAUUUAACACUAAGGUGUUGUUUUAAGUGGAAAUUUGAGCAAUCUUCUAGAAUAAUUAUUCUUCAGCGGAUACAGCUGAGGAUUGGCAAAUGAGCCUUGCUUAUUUUAAAACAGUUUUUUGAGUGGGUGAGUUCAGCAGGCUAGGCAUAGAAUGAGAUAAAUGUGUGGGUAUACAUAUAUCUAUAUCAGUGAAAGCUGACAUAAUUACUGUUCUCCGUGCCUGAAUUGGCACCGUACUGUAUUUUAAAUUAUAGGGGUACACAGAAUGCUAGCUAGCAGGAAAAUAUAUAUAUACAGAUUAAUAAACAGUGGUAUUUUUUCUCUUUGUUCAUUCUUCCCUUUUUACACCUGGUAAAUACAUUUAGCACCCCACUGCUUGGAGAAAAGGGGGAUUGGGAGAAAUACAGAGCUUACCAUGAAUCCCGGGUACUUGCUGUGAUGUCACUGCAAGAUCCGUGUGAACGUGGGUGGUGUGAGAGCUCCAAGAGUGAGUGGGGGAGCAGUGAAAGAGACGAUGUCGCUUCCAGAGAAGCAGCCAGCCUCUCUCACUGCCGCUCUUACUGCUGCGUACGACCAGCUCUCUAAAGGCAAUCCUUCAGAGCGCAGAAUGGACUCCCCGAAAGAAAUCAGUCAGGAUGGAUUUGAAUGGCAGAGGACAGAGGGUAAACUGAAUGAAAUCGGGAUGAAUGUCAGCAUGGAUGGGCAGCUGAAAGACGGGCUUGUGAAGAAUUCCAGCUUCCUGGAACAGAAUAAGCUCGGCUUUUUUGAGGGGAAGCUAGACAAAGAACUUAACAUCGAAGAGCCUAACAAGGCAUAUCAAGCAACCUCCGGUCACCUUGAGAGCAGGUAUGUGAUUUCAGGAACCUGCCAGAUCUCGGAGGGGAACUUAGUGCAGCAAAAGCCAGCUGAGUUCCACCUGGGACUCACAGAGGGGCAAGACAAAGCCGUUCCAGUUCAGGGGAAGGUGGUGGGGAAGAAUGGACUAGAGAUCAUGAGACAGCCAGAUUUCCCCUGGGCUGCAGACACUCUCAUUCAACAUGGUGAGGAACAAGAAACCAGUGCUUGGAACCCCAACUUUUACUCAGUGACUCAGAGCCCUCAGGUCUCAAUGGCUGCAACUCCAGGAACAGAGAAGAAUGGCCUCGUCUCUAGCUGCUCAGUGAUUGGGAUGACGAAUGAUAACGCUGGACAGCUUAAUAAUAAGUCCCCAUUACUGGUGGCCAUCACCCACCCAGACACAACUAGUGAGCAUUUGCCCACCACCAGUCCACCAAUCACUACGGUGGAACUCACUCAGGAAAAUUUGAAUACAGGCUUUCAAAGCCCAGGCCAGGACAAGGAGUUGGAAAAAUUAAGUUCUAUUGAGGAGGGGCCUUUGUUUGACCAAGUCCCCCAGCAGAAAAAGGCAAUCCGAAGAGCCCUAUCUGAGUGUUACCACCUCUCAGUGCCCCCAGCUGUGAAUCUUGCUGAUAAGUACCCUGAGCUGCCUGCCCGAGAGGAGCUUUCUUCUGGCCUGCUGCCCCCCACCAGUAGCCCAAUGCCAAGCCCUAUGCCCAGGAAGCUGGGAGUGCCUGCCAUGAGGCGCUCCAUGACAGUGGCUGAGGAGCAGCCAGCCGGCUGCGGAUUGAGUGCUGGGGAGCUGCCUGGCCUGUCUGCUUCUGAGGUACCUACUCCUGUAACCUUCGAGGAACCAGUGGCCAAGGAGAGAGAAGAACUGAUCCACUUCAGCAAUGACAGCAGCAGCUCUGGGAAGAAGGAACUGGGCAUUGUCGGGCUGUAUCUCCACAGUAAGCUGGAACAGAUUCCCGAAGGAAGCAGCAAGGGAAAAGGGCAGGAAGAUACUAGUGAGACAAGAGUUGAUUCAUGUCCCUUCAUCUGCCAGGGAGGCGAGAAACAGCUGAUGGCACUGGCAGGAAAGGAAGAAAUUGAGGUCACUGCAACCCAGAGCACUCCAUCGUUGCUGUGCGAAGAGACCCCACGUGAUGGAGUAUCCCGGCAAGAAGAAGGAAAGGCUGCUGUUGGUCUGACUGGAAAUGACAUCGCCACUCCACCAAACAAGGAGCUACCACCAAGCCCAGAAAAGAAAGCAAAGCCUUUGGCCACCACUCAACCUGCAAAGACUUCAACAUCGAAAGCCAAAAUACAGCCCACUUCUCUCCCUAAGCAACCAGCUCCCACCACCUCUGGUGGGUUGAAUAAAAAACCCAUGAGCCUCGCUUCAGGCUCAGUUCCAGCUGCCCCACACAAACGCCCUGCUGCUGCCACUGCUACUGCCAGGCCUUCCACCCUACCUGCAAGAGACCUGAAGCCAAAGCCAAUUACAGAAACUAAGGUUGCUGAAAAGCGGACCUCGCCAUCCAAGCCUUCAUCUGCCCCCGCCCUCAGACCUGGACCUAAAACCACCCCAACCAUUUCUAAAGCCACAUCUCCCUCAACUCUUGUUUCCACUGGAUCAAGUAGUAGAAGUCCAUCUACGACUCUGCCUAAGAGGCCUACCACCACCAAGACUGAGGGAAAACCUGCUGAUGUCAAAAGGAUGACUGCUAAGUCUGCCACAGCUGACUUGAGUCGCUCAAAGACCACCUCUGCCAGUUCUGUGAAGAGAAACACCACUCCCACUGGGGCAACACCCCCAGCAGGGAUGGCUUCCACUCGAGUCAAGCCCAUGUCUGCACCUUGCCGGUCUUCUGUGGCUCUUUCCGUGGACAAGAAGCCCACCUCCACUAAGCCUAGCUCCUCUGCUCCCAGGGUGAGCCGUUUGGCCACAACUGUUUCUGCCCCUGAUCUGAAGAGUGUCCGCUCCAAGGUCGGCUCCACAGAGAACAUGAAGCACCAGCCAGGAGGAGGCCGGGCCAAAGUAGAGAAAAAAACAGAGGCAGCUACCACAGCUGGAAAUCCUGAGCCUAAUGCAGUCACUAAAGCAGCCAGCUCCAUUUCGAGUGCACCGAAGCCCCCUGCCGGGAAAGUCCAGAUAGUCUCCAAAAAAGUGAGCUACAGCCAUAUUCAAUCCAAGUGUGGGUCCAAGGACAAUAUUAAGCAUGUCCCUGGAGGUGGCAAUGUUCAGAUUCAGAACAAGAAAGUGGACAUAUCCAAGGUCUCCUCCAAGUGUGGGUCCAAAGCUAAUAUCAAACACAAGCCUGGUGGAGGAGAUGUCAAGAUCGAAAGUCAGAAGUUGAAUUUCAAGGAGAAGGCUCAAGCCAAAGUGGGGUCCCUUGAUAACGUUGGCCACUUGCCUGCAGGAGGAACCGUGAAGGUAACUGAGGGCGGUGGCAGUGAGGCCCCUCCGUGUCCAGGCCCCCCCGCUGGGGAGGAGCCAGCCAUCCCUGAGGCUGCGCCUGACGCUGGCGCCCCUACUUCAGCCAGUGGCCUCAGUGGCCACACCACCCUGUCAGGGGGUGGUGACCAAAGGGAGCCCCAGACCUUGGACAGCCAGAUCCAGGAGACAAGCAUCUAAUGAUGACAUUCUGGUCUCGUCUUCCAUCUCCCCUGUGUUCCCUCUCUUGUCUCCCCCCUUGUUGCCCUCUCCCAUCCCUCCUCACGUGUCACUGCAGAUUGAGACCUACAGGCUGACGUUCCGGGCAAAUGCCAGGGCCCGCACCGACCAUGGGGCUGACAUUGUCUCCCGGCCUCCCCACUUCCCUGGUGGCCCAAGCUUGGGGUCUCGGGCCCUGGGCUCCUUUUCCCGGGCUGUCUACUAGACUUGUAAGCUCUUGGGUGCUGGGCAGCCCCUUUAGGCCUCCUUCCCUCCUGUCUCGCUUGCUCAAGGCAGCCGCAGCCCUGCUGCCUUCACACCUCCUUCCACCCUUUCUGGGCCCAGCUCCAACUUCACUAUCGCACCCUUCACUGCUCUAUGGAGAAAGGUGGGAGGGGGUGGGAGUCUAAUGGGAUCUCUGUGGGAUCUAGGGGUGAGGGGCUGGAUUCCAGCCUUGGCCGUUUGGUUUUUUUGGACCAAACCCAAAAGAAACUGACAAACCCUCCCUCUCUUCCCUGGCUCACCCUCGAGAGACUAGUAAAGGUGAACUCCGAGUGGAGACCAGCACCGACCGAACCCCCUGGAACCCAAACUACUGCCUCUCCUUGACCCCAUGCUAGAGGCCACCAUGGAGGUGUCACCAGGCCCUUUUGCUGCCCUGCCUCAAGUUAGUCAAGGUUCAGUCCUCCUUGUCCCCACUGCUUAUUGUACCUGAAUAGCUGCUGUCUCACUUUUUUCCUUCUUUUCCCCUUCCCAAUAACCUAUGAACUGGUGGUGUAGUUUGCAGGUUGAAGCUAUGUCUAAAAGAGAGUUCUCAGUAGGUGGUGAAGGAAGCAGAGGAGGAGAUCCUGAGUCUCCACUGAGGAGGCUGUCAGGCAUUGGGGUCUGCCCUACUCUGGGCAGCUUGGAUCCUGUGGGAAGAAGUGGACUAUUGCCUAGUGGAGUUGGACAGCCAGGUGGUCAGCGUGAUGGCUGUGUUGUGUAUAUUUGCUGCUUUUCUAACAAGAGGCUGGUUUUGGCAUCUAUCUCAUUCCCUGGGAAUCCGGUGGUUAAUGUGUGAUACAAAACCAGGGCUGGAGAAACAGAAAUGAAGGUCAAAGUCCCUGGUCUGUACCUGCAGGCCAUGGCACCCAAAUCCUCAUAUCUAGGGGAGCCUGAGAUGUCCAGAAUGCUUGUGAACAGUGGGGAAUCAGGUGUGAAAAUUUAAAACUAAAAUGCAUGAGACUGAGGCCAUCCCACUUUUCUUCUGGUGUGACUGGAGAGGAGGAGCAGGAGAGGCCAGCCGUGGAGGUGCAGCCAUCCCAGUGUGGUCUGCUCAUGGAUGGGAUGGCUGCAAUAUUGAGAAAAUCCCGGGAAUUGUAUCAACACAAGAUUCUUAUUGCACUUGUAUUUUUUGUAUUAAAGUUUGCAUGGUUUCUAAUAAAGAAUUCAAACCUAAGUUUGUAUUGAAAUGGCCUGGGAGUGUCUAAGGGCUCCUCUGGUAGGGCAUUUUCUGCUGGGCAGAUUUGCCUCUCAGGAGGCUGACCCAGACUUGACCCCCCCCAGGCCCUCCUUCUAACACAGCCUCGCCUCUGCUUGGGUGUGUUUUUGAGCAGGUAGAGGUCUUCACUAUCUCUCUGCCAAGGGAGGGUAUCCCUGGGCUUGAAGGUCCUCUCCAUUUAUGAGGUAGCAGUUACUUUAUAAUCUUGACAUGGAAUCCCUAGCUCUCUAAGCACACACAAAGAAUUAUUGCGGUCUGUAGAAAAAAGGACUGCCAGAACUAUGCUUGGAGCCUGCAUUGUAUUUUGCAGCAAGAAGGGGGCCUGAUGGAGCUGGGAAGGACGCAGUAGGGAUCAGGGUAGUGAUGGCUGAGGGCAUAAAGGUACUUGCUACCCUCCUUGAUGUUAAUCUUGGGGCCUUGAAGAUGCUGAUGAAAUUGUCAAGAAACAAGUCCAUUGGCCAAGGAUUAGAGAAAGGAAGGCAGCCCAAGCUCUCCAGGUAGCUCCCCGAAAGGAUGCCACAAGCCAGAGAACCUGAGAAGGCUGGUCUAGCAGAUUGGGACCACAGGCCAUGUGGUGUGCAUACUUCGAAAUGUUUGGGAAUAAGAUCUUUUCUGUACUUUACAGUUUGCUCAUGGCUUAGCCAUUUCCUGUGUCUGUAAUUGUUGUACUGAUUUAAACAAUAAAGCUGCCUGACAUCCCACCA
Molecule: messenger RNA, 13638 nt
Organism: Rattus norvegicus (Norway rat)
Lineage: Eukaryota; Metazoa; Chordata; Mammalia; Rodentia; Muridae
Source: RefSeq, a predicted model, not a curated record